UCCAAAUGCAAAUCAUUACAAUCAACAGAGGCUGUUGAUCUUUUAACCUUUGAUUCACACCUGUUGAUUGAUAAUAAAACAAUUUAAUGAUUUUACUUUACAACAUUGUUUAACUAAAUAAUUAAAAACUGUAUCUCAUCAGUGUUCAUCCAUAAAAUAUUAACACUUGAUUUUACGAUGACUUUUAUCAACAUUUUGAUUCAUAGUUGCACUGGAUUAGCCUUCGAUAUUUUUAAUUACCUAUUAAUCAAAUAUUUUGAUUGGAUAAAACAGGAUUCAAUAAUAUUUUUGAUGAGCUUUCAUCAAUUUAGAUUAAUACCUUUAGGACAUUAUCCAAACAUCAAACAUUAGAAGUUAUUGUUUAAUUUCAAUUAUUCAAUCUGUUCUAAUUUUACUAAAUAAUUUAUAGAUACAUUUAGGUCAUUUAAUAUUCAUGUUAAUGGAUCAUUUUAAUCAAUCAAAAUCACCGUCAUCAUCACAACACCAUCAAAUUAUUAGCUUCAUUUCCUUAUGGUAGACUUGAAAAGGGGUAAAAAGAUACUAAUGAUAGAAAUGAUUCCUUUGAAGCUCAAUUGAUUCAGGGUUUGUCCUCAACCUUCAAUUGCUUAUUAACUAAUCAUGACAUACUCUAUGUUCACUUCGAUAGCACCAUGUAGGUACAGGUUUAGGAUAAUGAAUUUUAAUCAGACAAGAGCAGUUAUGUGUUGAAAGUCUUGAUAUUGAUGAACAGAUUGUUGACCGCCCGCCAUUACCAAGCUUGCCAGAUAAACCAGAAAAAUUGGACUGCCCUAAACUUGAAGUGAAAUAAACAGCAAUCAUAGAAGAAAAAACAUGAUUAAUUAGAUCAGUGAAUUACAUUUGAAUGAGCAAACUAUAGAUGGUUAUAAAAGUUGAACAUCCCUUUUUUUCAGAGCGUUUUGUCCCACUUUCUUGUGUCUCUUUUCAAAUGGUCUGAUAUCCUCAUUGAGUGCUAACCGAAUGGUCAACAUAUCCACUCUUUUCAUCUAUCGUCUGAUAUGUAAUAUUUCAUAUUACCACGUGGUUUCUCCUUUUCUUUACCUAAAAGUACUCGAAACAAGCUUCUUCACUUUCUUACUGAAUACCCAAACUUUUUUUUCCCAAUAACCAGUCUCUCUUUUUACUUGCAAUGAUUAAUGGGUAAUGUUGAGAAAAUUUCAAAUCUGCUCUUCUUUUUCUCUAUUCACUUGUUUAAUGUAUUAGAUCUCAAUUAUAUUGUUUUAAUUUUCUCUCCAGUUAUCAAUUUAGCAUUAUCUUGUUACCAGUGUACUCUUUUUCAAGGUGGAUGUUAUACAAUUUAAAUCACACAACUAUAAUCAAACCCUGUUCCGAUAAUCAGACGAUAAAGUUAACCUUUUUCAUAUUCUCUCUUUUUAUUUCUUCUGUUUCCUAUGUUUCUCGCAUUUUUAUUCUCGUUUGUUGUUGUUUUAUCAAAAUCAUAAUUACGUUUAAAUUUUACCAACAAUUAGUUUCCAUGUGGAUAGUUUUUCAUCGACUGAUCUGGUUUAUUUAAGCUGUUUACCAACAGCUUCUCGUAAAUCAAACUAAAAGUUAUAAUCUCAACAUCCUCAUUUUAAGUUUGGUUUGUUUCAGCUAACAAGUGAUGGUAAAAUUGUCAAAAUAUGAAAAAAUUGCCACUGCCAUUGUUUGGCUGGUAUAUUUUGUUUAUGGCAUUGCUACUUCUCUCAUGAAUACAACUAUAAUUGAUCUCACCGAGAUUCUACAAACGGAUGUAUCAACUGUUUCAUAUGGACUUCUAUCUCGAGCCGUUUUCCACUGCAUUGGAGCUCCAUUAUUUGGCUGGACAUUUACAUUAUUCAGUCGAGAGUUUCAAUAUGCUCUAUCGUUGGCUUUAUUUGGUCUCGGAACUUGUUUUACUGCCUCAUCAAAAACAUUUACCACUUUCAUCGUUUUUAAUUCACUCGCUGGUUUGGCUACUUCUGGUGUCGACAUUGCCUCCUAUGUUAUACUUCUAGAAAUUUAUAAGGAAAAUGCCAACCCUUAUUUGCAAGCAAUGGGUGGUUUUUGGGGUCUCGGACAAAUCUUAGCCCCUUUGAUCACUCGUCCUUUCCUAUCUUCUGAUGAAACAUUUGAAACAGGAAACACUACCAUCACUAAACACAUUCCUACAUCGAUUCAAAUUCCUUACAAUGUGCUUGGAAUCGCUUGUGUCGUUGUUGGAGGUUUUGUAAUGAUAUUCACUUGUUUCUACGAAAGUCAAAAAUCAAAAUCAUCUGACCAUUCACCAAAGACCAAAGUUGAACCUGACCUGGCCUCAAGAUCUUCAUCAUUAUCUGCAUCAUUUCGUGAAAACAUUGGGAAACACCCAAUUAAAAGGGAAGAUUCCUUUUUAUUGCCCAAAAAACUGCCUAAAGGUUAUUAUAUAACGAUAGUCCUUCUUGCUGCCAUACUCGUCAAUUUUCAAAUUGGACUUGAUUUAGAUUUUUUCAAUUUUCUUCACACCUAUGCUGUUGAAGGUCCAACUAAAAUAACCAAAUCUGAUGCUAGUUAUCUAGUGUCAUUGUGCGGUUUCGUUCAACUGGCUUCAAGAUUUGUUUCAAUUUUCAUUUCCAUUUACGUUCGACCUGGUACUAUUAUAUCUAUCUCGUCUCUAAUUACCCUUGCUGCUGUAAUUUCUCUAAUAUUUACGGGAACAACAAUUACUGGUCUGUGGACAGGAGCUAUAAUACUAUCAAUUGGACUCGCUCCAAUCGGUUCAUCCAUCUAUGCAUACCUCGAGGAAAGAAUGACUGUUACUAGCACAAUUGCCGCUAUCUUGAGCUUUUCAAGCACUAUUUUAUCAACGUCCGGACCUUAUAUUGUUGGCAACGCCAUAUCAACUGAUCCAUUUGUAUUUAUCCUUUAUAUCCUGAUCUGCAAUGUCUCAGUAAUCAUCAUGUAUAUAAUGCUGGUAAUAGCUGAAGUCUGGCGACGUCGAUAUUUAGAAAAGCAGAAAAAUUUAAACACACUUUUUAAUAAUCGACCAAAUUACAUCUCUAAACCAUGAUUCUCUUUUUCUGAGAAAAAUCGUUACCAUUAUAGCUUUUUGGUGGCUCAAUGAAAAUUAGUAAAUUAUAUUAACAAAGAAAUGUCAAACGGGUUAACACAUUCAAAAGAUUGGAAACGACAAGACAGAAGUUACCUGUGAUGAAGUUUGGAAACCGAUAAAUAUCAAAACCAUUCCAACUCUAAUCUUUCAACUUCAGUUUCCGUGGCCAAUCUAAAAACAUAUCAUGAAUCAUCUAGUCCAGCACUAUUUAACUAAAAAAUUGAACAAAACAUUUUGUUUACUAUUUUUCAAGCAUAUCAAAAUAUCGACUAUUGAUAAUCAUCCAAUACAUUUAAUUAAAUUUAACGCUUGAUCUAUCU
This is a messenger RNA of Tetranychus urticae (two-spotted spider mite), 3387 nucleotides long. Its product is annotated as solute carrier family 60 member 1. Gene Ontology annotation, molecular function: D-glucose transmembrane transporter activity. The record is from RefSeq and is a predicted model, not a curated record. Gene Ontology annotation, biological process: transmembrane transport. Lineage: Eukaryota; Metazoa; Arthropoda; Arachnida; Trombidiformes; Tetranychidae.